GGGCUCAACGGACGUGUGGAAUCAAAGCUGCGCACCUGGUGGCGCUCUCACCUGAAAGCUGUUUUUUCUGGCUCGACACCAAGAAAGCCCCGUGUUCGAGAGUCAAGCGACACUGAACGCAACACACCCGGAAAUACCUGCUCACGGUCUCCGGUGUGUCGUUGGCGCGGGACGUGAACUCCACAGGAUGGAAACCCAGAGUCAGGUCGUGGCCCGGCUGCGGUCGGCGUUUGGUUCCGGCGUCACGAUCCCGGUGGCGUUUCGCUUGAAUCAGCUGUCAGAGCUCAUGUCCAUGAUCACCGACAACGAGGAGCAGAUUCUAGUUGCUCUGCACAAAGACCUCGGAAAGCCGAAGUUUGAGGCCAUCAUGUCCGAGGUUGACAUCGUGGUCAACGAGCUGCACCACGCCAUCGCUAACCUGAGCAGCUGGAUCCAGCCGGACUACGUCUCCAAAAACCUGGCCACGAAGCUGGACGACUGCUUUGUGCGCCGGGAGGCGCUGGGCGUGGUGCUGAUCAUCGGGCCGUGGAACUACCCCCUGCACCUCCUCCUGCUGCCCCUGGUCUCAGCCAUCGCUGCAGGAAAUUGUGCCGCCAUCAAGCCGUCGGAGGUCAGCGCCCACACAGACCAGCUGAUGGCUGAGCUCAUCCCUAAAUAUUUGUCUCAGGACUGCUACACGGUUGUUCGUGGUGGAGCCGAGGAGACCACGACACUUCUGCUCAACCGCUUUGACCACAUCUUCUACACGGGUUCUCAGACGGUGGCGCGCAUCAUCCUGCAGGCCGCCGCAGUCCACUUGACCCCGGUGACCUUGGAGCUGGGCGGCAAGUGUCCGUGCUUCAUCUACGGCCGGGUGAACAUCGCGGCCGCCGCCCGCCGCCUGGCGUGGUCCAAGUUCUUCAACGCCGGCCAGAGCUGCGUGGCGCCGGACUACGUGCUGUGCUCGCCCGCCACCAGGGACGCCCUGCUGCCCGAGCUGCGCCAGACCCUGGAGGAGUUCUACAGCCGGGACCCCCAGACCAGCCCCGACCUGUCCCGCAUCGUGUCGGCCCGGCACUGGACCCGCCUGAUGGCGCUGCUCAAGAGGUCCGCUGGCGAGGUCGUGUUGGGAGGAGAGAGCGACCAGCAGGACAAGUACAUCGCUCCCACAGUGUUGGUGGGCGUUGCCGAGGACGACGCUCUGAUGGCGGAGGAGAUCUUCGGCCCCAUCCUGCCCAUCAUCACCGUGGAGUCUCUGGAGGACGGCAUCGCCUUCAUCAACCGCCAGGAGAAGCCGCUGGCGCUCUACGUCUUCUCCGACGAGGCCGCCGUGGUGAACACGGUUCUGGAGAAGACCAGCAGUGGAGGGUUCUGCUCCAACGACGGCAUCAUCCACAUGUGCCUGCCCACCCUGCCCUUCGGAGGUGUAGGUGCCAGCGGGUUCGGCAGCUACCACGGCCGCUGGGGCUUCGAGACGUUCAGCCACCGGCGCGCCGUCAUGCUGCGCGGCUGGACGCUGGAGCGGCUCAACGGGCUGCGCUACCCGCCGUACCGCGAGGACAAGCUGAGCUGGCUGCGCUGGACCAUGUCGGCCAAGAGCAGCUGCUCCAUCAUGUGACCACGGAGCAGCUGCUGCAUCAUGUGACCACGGAGCAGCCGCUCCGUCGUGUGACCACGGAGCAGCGGCUCCAUCAUGUGACGACGCGUGUGGAUGGAAUUGUCCGGGGGAAUUGGGAUCAAUCGCGCUUUAUUUAGUUGUAUAUGUUACACACAGCUUUCAGAUUAUGUACAACUCUGUAUUUUAAUUAGGGAUGGGUAUCGUUUGGGUUUUUUCCGAUAACGGUGCCUGAACCGAUACUUUUUUUUAAAAACGCACAAUGACAUUAAAAACCUCUUUGGCCAUAUUCCCUGUAGAAGCCGUUAUCAUGGAGCACCGACACACAACGGAUAUCAGACUGUUAACAUACACAAUACAUGUUCGCCAUUAUAUGAUGUAUAUAUAGUCAUGUGCAGACUUUAUAGGGUUAAUCCUGUCACUGUUUUGAUGGGCAGAGAACAACCAAUCAGAGGGACUGAAGAUGACACGUGACACAUAUAGUUUUGCUUCUGACAGCCAGUUACACUGAAACAAAGUGACGUCCCACGGUCUUUAUUCCUCCGUCAUUAUAUUCCCGGUAACACCGGGUAUACAGCCGGGACCGCUGGACAUCAACACAUCUGCUAGCAGACUGUCACGCUCGUAGCUCGUGUUAGCUACGAGCUAGCGCUAGCUUAAGCAUGGUUAUAAUGGCUAAUUUAUUAUUUCUUGGCCUACUUCUAUGAAUGCAAGACUUGCAAUCAACGUUCCGGUACUAAUCUGUGUUCCGGCUGCUCGUCAUCAUCGGUCUCCCCGUCGCGUCCAGCCUGACGCUGGUGUGCUCCACACGGCGCAGCCUCCGCUGUCAGUUAAAUAUGAGAGGCUCGUAACCUGCUGACAGGCGGAGUCACCACAGAAGUUCACAAUAGUUCUUUUCAAUGUCAAUCGGCUCAGGCACCGGAAAGAAGCACCGAAAUGUGCGUUGCGUUUCGGUCCGGGUAAUACCGGUUGUAUUGGCACCGAUUUCCGGUAUCCAACCCUAAUUUUUAUGCAAUAAUUAUAUUGAUAAAGCCGUCUCGACUCCACGGCCCGCCUGCCUUCAUCGACAGCGUUAUUGUUUUUAAUAACCUCACUCCAUCGUUUUUGUUCAUUUGCUUUCACCGUCUGCAGAUAUUUACGUGUGUGUUGUGAAAUGCUGUAAAUACAUUAUAUUGUCAAUC
Molecule: messenger RNA, 2775 nt
Organism: Pseudoliparis swirei
Lineage: Eukaryota; Metazoa; Chordata; Actinopteri; Perciformes; Liparidae
Gene: aldh3b1
Product: aldehyde dehydrogenase 3 family, member B1
Exons: 10
Coding region: 188-1597 (469 amino acids)
Biological process (GO): aldehyde metabolic process
Cellular component (GO): cytoplasm
Molecular function (GO): aldehyde dehydrogenase (NAD+) activity
Source: RefSeq, a predicted model, not a curated record